GCCCUUUUGAAAAAGCAUUACAGGACAACUGAGGCAGGAUCUGGAAAGAUGAGAUCUGGAGUACACAGUAAUAGUGAUGCUGUGGGUGGUGGCAUCAUUGCUCACACUGGUGGAGGAUGUGUUUUCUGAGGAGGACAAUAAAGAGGCUCAGUCAGAACUCCAGCGCUUCCUCAGGCAACCCUCCUGGCCUCCUGCAAAUGAUCUGGAAUGGGACAGCAGCAUCGACACACCCUGGCCUCAAGCCCUUGAAGAGUGGUCACUGAUGCAGGAUGAGGAAGUCCAUCAGGGAAGAUGGCCGCGCUCCCCUCGUGAUCCAAACUCACCCAGAACGUCACGGAGGAACCGCAAGAAGUCCAAGAGCAGCCGCGACUGCCAUGUGGAGAAGAAGGAAAUGCGGGUGCGUGAUCUGGGUCUCGGCUACGACUCGGAUGAGAUAAUCCUCUUUAAGUACUGUGUUGGCACGUGCCACAGCUCCCGCAAGAAUUACGACCUGGCCCUCAAGGCUCUGAUGGACAACGGGAGUAUCUCUGGCAAAAAGGUCAGCAGUCACCCCUGCUGUCGGCCCACCCGCUAUGAGACUGUGUCCUUCAUGGAUUCCCAGACUAUCUGGCAGACUAUUAAGUGGCUAUCGGCGGCCAACUGCAGCUGUGUGGGCUGAUUGCAGAGAAAAGUGUAUAUCUACAAUACACAAACACAGAGACGCUCUUGUGUGAAAGAGCAGUAUGCUGUGAGGCCUGGUCUGUAUAGUGGGCAACUUAAC
Messenger RNA from Thunnus maccoyii (southern bluefin tuna), 760 nucleotides. Its product is annotated as artemin. NCBI's taxonomy places the organism in Eukaryota, Metazoa, Chordata, Actinopteri, Scombriformes, Scombridae. The transcript has 3 exons. Gene Ontology annotation, molecular function: growth factor activity; glial cell-derived neurotrophic factor receptor binding; receptor tyrosine kinase binding. The record is from RefSeq and is a predicted model, not a curated record. The coding region runs from base 77 to 658 and encodes 193 amino acids.